AUGUAUGUUAAAAUUGAAACGGAAAGAUUAACAUUCAUCAGGUUGAAUCAAACCAAACUCCGAUCUGAAGAGUAUAUUCACCUUCGAGAUGCGAUUAAUACUGAUGGAAAUGCACAGAAUGUCGGUCGGAUGACUAUUCUUCCAGCAACAUACAUCGGAAGCCCUCGGCAUAUGCACGAAUAUGCUCAAGAUGCCAUGUCGUAUGUUCGUCAUUAUGGUACAGCAGAUUUGUUCAUCACAUUUACAUGCAAUCCGCAAUGGAUAGAAAUCAAUCAGGAGUUAUUCUCUGGGCAAUCACCCAUUGAUCGUCAUGAUAUUACAGCCAGAGUCUUUAGACAAAAGUUGAAAUCUUUAAUGGAUUUCAUCGUAAAACAUAAUGUGUUUGGUGAGACACGCUGCUGGAUGUAUUCUGUGGAGUGGCAGAAACGAGGAUUGCCACAUGCACACAUUUUGAUUUGGUUGGUUGAAAAUAUAAGGCCAAAUGAAGUUGAUGCAGUGAUAUCAGCUGAAAUCCCUAAUGUACAAGUAGAUCCUGGAUUGCAUGAGGUAGUUAUCAAAAACAUGAUACAUGGUCCCUGUGGAACUCUUAAUCAAAAUUCACCGUGUAUGAUGGAUGGUAAAUGUUCAAAACGAUAUCCACGGACAUUAAUAUCGGAAACAAUUACUGGUAAUGACGGUUAUCCAUUGUAUCGUCGCAGAUCGACAGCAGACAAUGGAAAAUCAACAAUUGUCAAAUUAAAUCAACAAGAUAUUGAAAUAGAUAAUCGUUGGAUUGUUCCAUAUUCACCCAUUUUAUCAAAGACAUUCAAAGCACACAUCAACCCAAAGGAGUGA
Molecule: messenger RNA, 834 nt
Organism: Aphis gossypii (cotton aphid)
Lineage: Eukaryota; Metazoa; Arthropoda; Insecta; Hemiptera; Aphididae
Exons: 2
Coding region: 1-834 (277 amino acids)
Source: RefSeq, a predicted model, not a curated record